Molecule: messenger RNA, 1967 nt
Organism: Saccoglossus kowalevskii
Lineage: Eukaryota; Metazoa; Hemichordata; Enteropneusta; Harrimaniidae
Product: aldehyde dehydrogenase 1A1-like
Molecular function (GO): oxidoreductase activity, acting on the aldehyde or oxo group of donors, NAD or NADP as acceptor
Source: RefSeq, a predicted model, not a curated record
AAAUUGGAGCAGGAGACCAGACUACACUUGUGAACGUCCGCUCCUUGGUUGUGUAUUCACGGAAGCGAGUGCGGUUUUAGGUUGCUCGGUAUUGGUCAACAUAUCAGCGUACACUACAUUAUACCAAGACGUGUUCGAACUGCUGCGAUCAUCUACUGACUCGAAUUUCGAAUUUAUAAAAGUUAGUGAUCGUUGAAUCUCGGACAAUCCGACCAUGAGUGCUCCGGAUGUGAAAUACAAACAGAUUUUCAUCAACAAUGAGUUUGUGAAUUCUGUGAGUGGUAAGACGUUUCCCACCAUAAAUCCCUGUAAUGAAGAGAAGAUAUGUGAUGUACAGGAAGGAGAUAAGGCUGAUAUAGACCUUGCAGUAAAAGCGGCAAGAGAAGCGUUUAAACUUGGGGCACCAUGGCGUACGAUGGAUGCAUCGGCAAGAGGAAGGCUGCUGUACAAGCUGGCUGACCUAAUUGAUAGAGAUACAGAAUACCUGGCAAAAUUAGAAACGCUAGACAAUGGGAAGCCGUAUACAACAGCUGUAGGAGAUAUGUCCAGGGCAGCAACUAUGUGUCGUUAUUAUGCUGGUUAUGCGGAUAAAAUCCAUGGAAAAACAAUACCAAUAGAUGGUUCUUUUUUCUGUUACACUCGUCAUGAACCUGUCGGCGUGUGUGGAUUGAUCAUUCCAUGGAAUUUUCCAUUCACUCUCAUCUUCUUCAAGCUUGCUCCGGCACUCUGCUGUGGAUGUACAUGUAUAGUCAAACCUGCAGAGCAAACACCGCUUACCGCAUUGUAUGCCGCUUCACUCAUUAAAGAGGCGGGUUUCCCACCAGGAGUUGUGAACAUUGUACCAGGAUACGGUCCCACAGCUGGUGCUGCUAUCACUGAACAUAUGGAUGUCGAUAAAGUAGCAUUCACUGGAUCUACUGAGGUUGGACAAAUUAUUCAAGCGGCUGCCGCCAAAUCUAACUUAAAGAGAGUAACAUUAGAACUGGGUGGAAAAAGUCCAAAUAUAAUAUUUUCUGAUGUUGAUUUGGAUAAUGCUGUAGAGUAUGGUCAUCAAGCUUUAUUUAGAAACAUGGGACAAGUCUGCUGUGCUGGCACACGAACAUUUGUACAGGAAGACAUUUAUGAUGAAUUUGUUAGAAAAAGUACUGAAAGGGCCAAGAAACGUGUUAUUGGAGAUCCCUUUGAUGAAAAGACCGACUCUGGGCCACAGGUUGACAAUGAACAAUUCAAAAGGAUAUUGGAGAUGAUUGAAAGCGGCAAAAAAGAAGGUGCUAAACUACAGUGUGGAGGCAGUCGUUAUGGCGAUAAGGGAUAUUUUAUUGAAAGCACUGUAUUUUCUGAUGUCACUGAUGAUAUGCGGAUUGCAAAAGAAGAGAUCUUUGGUCCAGUGCAGCAGAUCCUAAAAUUCAAAACGAUUGAGGAAGUGAUUGAACGGGCCAACAAUACAAAGUAUGGACUUGCUGCUGGUGUAUUUACCAAGGACAUUGAUAAGGCAUUAACUGUAUCUAACGCUCUGCAAGCUGGCACGGUCUGGAUAAAUACUUGGGGUCCUACCACUCACCAGAGUGCCUUUGGUGGUUACAAAAUGUCUGGAAUAGGACGUGAAUUGGGUGAAUAUGGUCUAGAAGAAUAUUCUGAAAUUAAGACGGUGACGGUCAAGCUACCACAAAAGACAUGCUGAGAUGCAUACAUGUAAGGAAUAUUGAAAGCUCCUCAUUGGUCACCUACAGCUAUAAAGAAAUGAAUAUAUGUUGCUUAAAUCGCUAAAAGUUUAUCUCAAUUAAUUCCUACCGGUAGUUUUUUUGCUGAUAUUUUUCUAUCUGUGUAAAUUACUGGGUCAAAAUAGUGUUUUUUGUUAUUGAAAUAGGUGGUGUACACUAACACAGGUGCAUUAACACCUAGACAGCUGGAAAUGGAAUCUAUUUCUAUUAUGUCGUAACCAUAAAUAUACAUUUUUUUUUUUUUAC